This is a messenger RNA of Chinchilla lanigera (long-tailed chinchilla), 2164 nucleotides long. RefSeq names its product coiled-coil domain containing 176 (gene Bbof1). The record is from RefSeq and is a predicted model, not a curated record. NCBI's taxonomy places the organism in Eukaryota, Metazoa, Chordata, Mammalia, Rodentia, Chinchillidae.
GCCACGUCACGGCGCAUGCGCUCUCCGCGCGCCGGCGCACCGCCCAGGGGCGCGCCUCGCCGGAGCGCUCGUUUCCUGGGAGACCGAGCGGGCCCUGGCUGACGCGGCCGGGCGACCCGAACAGCCAAGAUGCCGCCGAAGGGAAAGGACAAAAGGAAAGGCAAAAGCAAAGGCAAGGACCCGAAGAAAUCAGGAAAAACAGAUGAGUCUGUCUCUGUGGUGGAGCAAGCCAAGGCCAAUGCCACCCUGUGGGAGAGCAGGCUGGAGGUCACGGAGCUCUCUAGGAUCGAAUACCGUGAUAUGUCUCGCAGACUGGCCAAGAGUAACGAAGACCUUAAGAAGCAGCAGUAUAAAAUGGAGAAAGACACAAUGUCUGUGUUAAGCUAUAUGAAGAGGCAGGAGCAAGACAAAGAUAAUGUGAUUGAAAAACUGAAACAGCAGCUGGUUGAAACAAAGGAAAAAGCCCAAGAGGAGAAGGAAAAACUGGGACAAAGGUAUGCUAUGCAAAUAGGUGAGCUGGAGGCACAGUUCCAUCAAAAAGCCAAAGAAAUUGGCAUGAUUCAGACAGAGCUGAAAACAAUAAAACAAUUCCAGAAGAAAAAAAUUCAAAUGGAGAAAGAAUUAGACGAUCUGAAAGAAAAUUUAAGGGUGACAGAGAAGAAACAUCAGGAGACUCUUAGAAGAAUGGAAGGCCGAUUUUUUGAAGAAAAGCACCGGCUGGAACAAGAGGCAGAGAAGAAGAUAAUAAUGCUGGCAGAGAAAGCGCACCAUGAAGCUGUGGUGCAAUUGAAUGCUGUUGGAAGAAAUGUUUUUAAAGAGAAUGUUUAUCUCCAGAAAGCUCUGGCAUACCACCUGAAGGAAGCUGAUGCUCUACAAAAAACCUCCCAGAAUUUGAAAGAUAGUCAUGCCAGUCUGUUACAUCAAAAGGAGACCAAUGAACUACUGAUUAAGGAGAAAAUUAUGCAACUUACCCAGCAAAGAACACAAAUCCACAUCCUUCGGAAGAAGGUGAUAGACUUGGAGAAUGCUCUGAGUUUUAUGGCCAGAGAGUUUGAGACUGAAGUUUUGAAAGUGAAGCAACAGGCAGUGAUAGAGAACCAGGCAGGUCAAGUAGAAAUUGACAAGCUGCAGCAGCUGCUUCAGAUGAAGGACAGGGAAAUGAACCGAGUGAAGAAGCUGGCCAAGAACAUACUGGACGAGAGAACUGAAGUGGAAAGUUUCUUUCUAGAUGCUCUGCAUGAAGUGAAGCAGCAGAUCCUGGUCAGCAGGAAGCAUUAUAAGCAGAUAGCACAAGCUGCUUUCAACUUAAAAAUGAGAACGGCGUGUGCGGGAAAAACACAGUAUCCGCAGAUCAGGACCUUUGAUGGCAGAGAACACAGCACCAACAGUGUGAAUCAGGAUCUUAUGGAGGCUGAAAAAUGGACAAGUACUCAAAAAAAUGUGGAUAUUGGAGAUUUGACUUGGGAGCAGAAGGAGAAAGUCUUGAGAUUGCUCUUUGCAAAAAUGAAUGGUUUUGUUCCUAGGAAUAAAAGUAAGCUUCAAGAUCAGACAGAUGAAGUUGUGCCUCAGGAUCAGACAGAUGAAAGUAAGCUUCAAGAUCAGACAGAUGAAAGUAAGCUUCGAGAUCAGACAGAUGAAGUUGAGCUUCAAGAUCAGACAGAUGAAAGCAAGCUUCAAGAUCAGACAUUCAUCACUCAGCAAGUUCCAAUCUCAGACUCUGAAAAGUCACUACCCAGCAUUCUGACGGGAUCACAGGAGUCCAACAUGGUGCAGGCAGAACCGCUGUGCUGCUCAUGAGGCCCUCUGUCUGCACCAGUCAAUGUCAAACCCUAGUUGCCAUUUCACUCUGAAAUGAAAACUCAGCCAGGAGCAUCAGGGUGCGAGCACUGGACAGUGUAGCCUGUGAAACCUGCGGAGCGCUGCAUCCCAGUGUCACGCACGUGUCACGAGCCGACGUCCGCAGACCUUCUCAACGCUGCCUCCCGCUUCCUGUCUGAAGUUUACACCCCGGCCUCAGCUGAGUGGCACAACGCUCACCUCACAGCAAUGCUGGGAGAGAGUCGUACACCACGUGAAAUUACCCUACUGAGUAGCUCCGAUCCAACCAUGGUUGUCUUUUACCUCCUUCCCAUGAGGAGAGAGGAAUAAAGGCGUGAUACGUGUA